This is a messenger RNA of Trematomus bernacchii (emerald rockcod), 2183 nucleotides long. Its product is annotated as zinc finger protein RFP-like. The record is from RefSeq and is a predicted model, not a curated record. The transcript has 2 exons. The coding region runs from base 121 to 1767 and encodes 548 amino acids. Gene Ontology annotation, molecular function: zinc ion binding; protein binding. Lineage: Eukaryota; Metazoa; Chordata; Actinopteri; Perciformes; Nototheniidae.
GUGACAGCAGAGCUGCAGUCGUGACAAGUCUCUCUGUUUCUCUCUAAGAAACAUUCGACUGAAUCCAGCAGCUUUAUCUCAACAACACAGAAGAAUCUCUGCAAAACACAGAUUGUAGACAUGUCUGCUGCCAGCUGUCUGCUGACUGAAGAUCAGUUGCUGUGCUCCAUCUGUCUGGAUGUGUUCACUGAUCCAGUCACCAUACCAUGUGGACACAACUUCUGUAAAGCCUGCAUCUCUGCACACUGGGAUAGAAAUGUCCCAUUAAAGUGUCCCAACUGUAAUAAGGUCUUUUUCCCAAGACCUGAGCUGCUGGUCAACACGUUCAUCUCUGAGAUGGCUGCUCAGUUCAGACAGUCAGCUCAACAGAAAGCCAGCAGCAGGAGCUCAGAGCAACAAGUGGUCAAACCAGGAGAAGUUCCCUGUGACGUCUGCACUGGAACCAGACUGAAGGCCCUGAAGUCCUGCGAGGUAUGUCUGGAGUCCUACUGUGAGACUCACCUGGAGCCUCAUCUGACAAAGAAAGGCUUAAAAAGACACCAGCUGAUCGACCCUGUGGAGAACCUGGAAGGCAGGAUGUGUGUGAAGCACGAUAAACUGCUGGAGCUGUUCUGUAAGACCGACCAGGUGUGUGUCUGCAUGCUCUGCACCUAUUCAGAGCACAAGACACAUGAUGUUGUUCCUCUGAAAGAAGAAAAUGAAGGAAAGAAGGCUGAGCUGGGGAAGACAGAGGCUGAAAUUCAGCAGAUGAUCCAGAAGAGACGACUGAAGAUUCAGGAGAUGAAUCACUCAGUGGAGCUCAGUAAGGAAGGAACAGACAGAGAGAUAGCAGAUGGUGUUCAGUUCUUCACCGCUCUGAAGGAGUCUGUUGAGAGAAGCCAGGCCGAGCUCAUCGUCACGAUCAAAGAGAAGCAGAGAGAGACAGAGGAACAGGCUGAAGGCUUCAUCAAAGAGCUGGAACAGGAAAUCUCUGAGCUGAAGAAGAGAAGCUCUGAGGUGGAGCAGCUCUCACGCUCUGAAGACCAGCUCCACCUCCUCCAAAGCUUCACGUCCCUGAACGCUGCUCCACCCACCAAGAACUGGACAGAAGUCAGGGUCCGUCCACCUUCAUAUGAGGGGACUGUGAGGAUAGCUGUGACUCAGCUGGAGGAGACGCUCAGUAAACAGAUGAAGAAGCUGCUCCCUGAGGUGGAGCUGAAGAGGGUCCAGCAGUAUAAGGUGGAUGUGACUCUUGAUCCUGAUACAGCACUUCCCUAUCUCAUCCUGUCUGAUGAUGGAAAACAAGUGAAAGAUGGUGUUGUGAAGAAGAAUCUCCCAGACAAUCCAGAGAGAUUUGAUUUGUGUCCUUGUGUCUUAGCAAAGCAGAGUUUCUUUUCAGGAAGAUUCUACUACGAGGUCCGGGUUAAAGGGAAGACUAAGUGGGAUUUAGGAGUGGCCAGAGAGUCGAUCAACAGGAAGGGAAUCAUCUCAGGGACUCCUGAGGAUGGUUACUGGGCGAUAGUGUUGAGGAAUGAAAAUGAGUACCAAGCUCUUGCUGAUCCUCCAGUCCGUCUCUCUCUGAAGUCUCAGCCUGAGAAGGUGGGGGUGUUUGUGGAUUAUGAGGAGAGUUUGGUCUCCUUUUAUGAUGUUGAUGCUGCAGCUCUGAUCUACUCCUUCACUGGCUGCUACUUCAAAGAUAAACUCUACCCAUACUUCUGUCCCUGUAAGAACGAUGGUGGUAAAAACUCUGCCCCUAUGAUCAUCUCUCCUGUCAAUCACACUGAGUAGAGUAGUCUAUCAUUGGGGAAGUGCAUUGUAUAUAUUUUUGAUCUUUUAGCUUCUGAUUCUGUAAUUUUGAAUACGAAGAAUUAACUUAGUCCUUGAAUGUAUGGGUGUUGAUCUCAAACUUUGAAUUAGCUCCUAAUCAUAUAUUAUAUUUUAAAUAUUGUAAUUUAGGGGAACCUAUAAGAGAUUGUUAUCUGGUUUAUUUCAGGGCACAUUUAAGGAUUAUUUUUUUAUUUAUAUUUUUACACUUUUUUUGGAACAUUCUGAUUGUAUAAUAUUCAGCUGCAGUGGUUUUACAAAGCGAAGAAGAAAAAGUGGUGUUUCAAUCUGUUAUUUUCAUUUCAUAUUGUCCAACUCUCUACAGACUAUUUGUAUAGUUUAAACAUAUUCUCAAUUAAAUAAAAAGCUAAAUAAAUUUC